Molecule: messenger RNA, 1554 nt
Organism: Myotis daubentonii (Daubenton's bat)
Lineage: Eukaryota; Metazoa; Chordata; Mammalia; Chiroptera; Vespertilionidae
Gene: FOXN4
Product: forkhead box N4
Biological process (GO): regulation of DNA-templated transcription
Cellular component (GO): nucleus
Molecular function (GO): DNA-binding transcription factor activity; cis-regulatory region sequence-specific DNA binding
Source: RefSeq, a predicted model, not a curated record
AUGAUAGAAAGUGACGUCUCAUCCAUAAUGUCAGGAAUUAUUCGACACUCAGGGCCAAGUCAUCACCGCUCUCCGCAGGAAUACAGGCUCCUGGCCACCACGGGCAACGAGGACCUUCCCGGGGACCUGCAGUCACUGUCGUGGCUCACAGCCGUGGACGUGCCCCGGCUGCAGCAGAUGGCAAGUGGCCGCGUGGACCUGGGUGGCCCCAGUGCACCACCCACUCACCCAGGUUCCCUGGCUGGGGUGGCUGACCUCCAUGCAGGAGCCACCCCAGGGCCCCUGCUCCAUGGCCCGGCAGGCCUGGCCCCCCCGGGCGUGCUGGGCCUGGGCCCCAUGGCCAGCCACAGAGCCAGCAUGACCCAGUUCCCUGUGGGGGGGCAGCCCCCCUCCAGCCUGCAGGACCCACCGCAGAUGUACUCUCCGGCUUCCCAGCCACCGUUCCCGCUCCCCCGAGGCGCCCAGCAGUGCCCUCCUGUAGGCCUGUAUGGCUCCCCGUUUGGGGCACGACCUCCCUACCCCCAGCCCCGCAUGGCUGUGCAUUCAUCUCAAGAGCUGCACCCCAAACACUACCCCAAGCCCAUCUACUCCUACAGCUGUCUGAUCGCCAUGGCCCUAAAGAACAGCAAGACGGGCAGCCUGCCUGUGAGCGAGAUCUACAGCUUCAUGAAGGAGCACUUCCCCUACUUCAAGACGGCGCCCGACGGCUGGAAGAACUCGGUGCGACACAACCUGUCCCUGAACAAGUGCUUCGAGAAGGUGGAGAACAAGACGGGCGGGUCCUCGCGCAAGGGCUGCCUGUGGGCCCUCAACCUGGCCCGCAUUGACAGGAUGGAGGAGGAGAUGCACAAGUGGAAGAGGAAGGACCUGGCUGCCAUCCACCGGAGCAUGGCCAACCCGGAGGAGCUGGACAAGCUGAUCUCGGACCGGCCAGAGAGCUGCCGCCGCCCUGGCAAACCCGGGGAGCCCGAGGCCCCCGUGCUGACCCACGCCACCACGGUGGCCAUGGCCCACGGCUGCCUGGCCGUCUCCCAGCUCCCGCCCCAGCCGCUGAUGACCCUGUCCCUGCAGUCGGUCCCCCUGCACCACCAGGUCCAGCCCCAGGCACACCUGGCCCCAGACUCGCCCGCCCCGGCCCAGACCCCACCCCUGCACGCCCUGCCGGACCUCACCCCCAGCCCCCUGCCCCACCCGGCCGUGGGCAGGGCUCCCGUGGACUUCAUCAACAUCAGCACCGACAUGAACCCCGAGGUGGAUGCCCUGGACCCCAGCAUCAUGGACUUUGCUCUGCAGGGGAACCUCUGGGAGGAGAUGAAGGACGAGGGCUUCAGCCUGGACACGCUGGGUGCCUUCGGAGACUCCCCCCUCGGCUGCGAGCCGGGGGCCUCGGGCCUGACCCCCGUCUCUGGCAGCAGUGAUCAGUCCUUCCCAGACUUGCAGGUGACGGGUCUGUACACGGCGUACUCGGCCCCGGACAGUGUGGCCGCGACGGCUGCCGCCGCCUCCUCUCAGUACCUGGGCGCCCCUGGCAACAAGCCCAUAGCCCUGCUGUGA